AUGUCAAGUUUCCAGAACUUCACAUCCUCUUCCAUCAUUUUCCUGCUUACUGGUGUUCCUGGGCUGGAAGCCUUCCACACCUGGAUCUCCAUUCCCUUCUGCAUUCUCUAUGCAACUGCCCUCUCAGGGAACAGCCUGAUUCUCUUUGUCAUUGUCACGCAGCCCAGUCUCCAUGAACCCAUGUAUUAUUUCCUGUCCAUGCUGUCCACCACAGACCUUGGGCUGUCCAUAUCCACUCUGGUCACCAUGCUGGGCAUAUUCUGGUUUAAUGCCAGGGAGAUCAGCUUCAAUGCCUGCUUGUCACAGAUGUUCUUUAUCAAACUCUUCACUGUCAUGGAAUCUUCAGUACUGUUGGCUAUGGCUUUUGAUCGUUUUGUGGCCAUCUCUAAUCCCCUUAGGUAUGCCACUAUUUUAACCUACUAUAGAAUAGCUCAAAUUGGAGUGGCAAUUGUCAUCAGGGGAACCCUAAUGUUGACACCAAUGGUAGCACUUCUUAAAAGAUUGUCCUUCUGCAACAGCCACAUGCUCCACCACUCCUACUGCUUCCACCCUGAUGUGAUGAAGCUCUCAUGCACAGACACCAGGAUCAACAGUGCAGUUGGAUUGACUGCCAUGAUUUCUACUGUUGGUGUGGACUCAGUCCUCAUCCUCCUUUCCUAUGUUUUGAUAAUUAGGACUGUCCUCAGCAUUGCUUCCCCUGAAGAGAGGAGGAAAGCCUUUAGUACAUGUGUCUCCCAUAUUGGGGCUGUGGCUAUAUUCUAUAUUCCAUUGAUCAGUCUGUCCUUUGUGCACAGAUUUGGAAAAGGAGCCCCGCCAUAUGUACAUACCAUGAUCGCUAACACCUACCUGCUGAUCCCUCCUGUAAUGAACCCCAUUAUCUACAGUGUGAAGACCAAACAGAUACGUAGAGCUGUGAUAAAAAUUCUCCAUUCUAAAGAAACAUAG
Marmota flaviventris (yellow-bellied marmot) is the source of this 945-nucleotide messenger RNA. Its product is annotated as olfactory receptor OR51C1. Gene Ontology annotation, molecular function: olfactory receptor activity; G protein-coupled receptor activity. Gene Ontology annotation, biological process: G protein-coupled receptor signaling pathway. Gene Ontology annotation, cellular component: plasma membrane. The record is from RefSeq and is a predicted model, not a curated record. NCBI's taxonomy places the organism in Eukaryota, Metazoa, Chordata, Mammalia, Rodentia, Sciuridae.